ACCACAUUUGAGUGCAUAUUAUUGGCUGAUUCUCUUGAAAGUGAAGUUCUGCCGCCAAAACAGGAAGUCGGCGGUUUCCAUCUCAUUGAAAGGCGUUUUUGCACGUUUAUCCUAAUGGCAGACACACCGAUGUGGGAGCAAAUUGGCACGGGAUUUGUGCAGCAUUACUAUCAACAGUUUGAUACAGACCGCGUGAAACUCGCGGACCUCUAUACUGAUACAUCCUGUUUGACGUGGGAAGGAGUAGGCUUUCAAGGGAAGAAUGCCAUCAUGGGCAAACUGACCAGCCUGCCAUUUCAGACCAUUCAGCAUAGCAUCACUGCUCAGGACCAUCACCCCACACCGGACAGCUGUGUUAUGACCAUGGUCAUGGGCCAGCUAAAGGCUGACCAGGACCAAGUUAUGGGUUUUCAACAAGUCUUCUUACUUAAGAAUAUUGAUAACAAAUGGGUUUGUACAAAUGAUAUGUUCCGUUUAUCUCUUCACAAUUUUGGAGCUUAGUCAGAAAAAAGUUACAUUAACCAGUCAGGAUAUAUCUGUAUACUGCAAGCAGCAUUUUGUAUCUUGUGUACAAAUUCAUAUUUUAUUGGAAGGCCUAUGUUUUGUUUUCCUUUUUUGUACUUUUCCAAGCCACCAUAACAUCAUCUCCAGAUAAUUAUAUUCAUUUAUAAUCCGUGUGCCUUUUAAAAAUGUACAUGAAUGAAAAAUAAAUAUUAAA
Molecule: messenger RNA, 718 nt
Organism: Electrophorus electricus (electric eel)
Lineage: Eukaryota; Metazoa; Chordata; Actinopteri; Gymnotiformes; Gymnotidae
Gene: nutf2l
Product: nuclear transport factor 2, like
Biological process (GO): nucleocytoplasmic transport
Source: RefSeq, a predicted model, not a curated record